This is a messenger RNA of Durotheca rogersii, 1156 nucleotides long. Its product is annotated as NAD(P)-binding protein. The transcript has 2 exons. NCBI's taxonomy places the organism in Eukaryota, Fungi, Ascomycota, Sordariomycetes, Xylariales, Xylariaceae. The record is from RefSeq and is a predicted model, not a curated record. Bases 270 to 1055 code for a protein of 261 amino acids.
CGUAGUGUCUCUCCCAGCUUGGUGGUUUCAAUAUGCGAGGGAGAAAAUAUUGGGGGGAGAGGUGGGGGAUUUCUUAUUUUUCUUUGUAAGCCCAUGACGUAGGCACGCAACGAGCGCACCGUGGUUACAGAAGCGAUGCCCGCCCAUCCGGCAUCCCUCUCGCCUCGGGAAGCAUUCUGUCCUCCUGACAGCACACGUCCGCAGCUCAUCGGCGAAACGAGGAAUCCCAGCAAAACAAGACAAAACAAAUUAAAAAUCAAGAAAAAGUCAUGGCUUCCCUCCACAACGUCCUCCUGCUCGGCGGCAACGGCAAGAUCGCCCAGCUCCUCACCCCAUUGCUUCUCCAGCGGUCGUGGAAUGUCACCAGCAUCAUCCGCGACCCCGCCCAGGUGGCGAACCUGCAGAAGCUCGGCGACGGCCUCGGCGGGAAGUUGAACGUGCUGGUACGGAGCUUGGAGGAGGUCACGAGCGACGCCCAAGCCAAGUCCCUCAUAGACGAGGUGAAGCCGGACUACGUCGUCUGGAGCGCCGGCGCCGGCGGGAAGGGCGCACCCGAGCGGACGUACAAGAUCGACCGCGACGCAGCGAUCCACUUCAUCCGCGCGUCCGUAGCGACGCCGUCGGUCACCAAGUUCGUCAUGAUCUCGUUCCUGGGAUCGCGGCUGGCGCGGCCGGCGUGGUGGAGCGAGGAGAUCUGGCAGCAGCAGCUGGCGACGUCGCGCAAGGCGCUGCAGAGGUACUACGAGGCCAAGGUGGCCGCCGACGAGGUGCUGUACGUCGAGGGCAAGAAGAGGCCCGACUUCGCCGGCAUCUGCCUGCGCCCCGGCCGGCUGACCACCGAGCCGGUCGGCAAGGUCGGCCUCGGCAAGCUGCCCGUCGCCAGCGGCACCUCGAGCCGCGCCUCCGUCGCCCACCUCACCGCCCUGCUGCUCGACGCCCCGAACGUCAAGAACUCCUGGCUCGACAUGCUCGACGGCGACGAGGACCCCGAGGCCGCCGUGAAGCGGUGCGUCGAGGAAGGGGUCGACUGCGCUGAAGGCGAACCGUUCUUCUAGUAGUGCACAAGUGGGGAGCUCGGCGUCGAUCUGCGCCCUACGGGCCCGACUUACAACUAUAACUAGUCACAGCUAGGAAUUAGACCAGUAGUUACGCGGUU